This is a messenger RNA of Penicillium canescens, 1542 nucleotides long. RefSeq lists its product as uncharacterized. The record is from RefSeq and is a predicted model, not a curated record. Gene Ontology annotation, cellular component: membrane. NCBI's taxonomy places the organism in Eukaryota, Fungi, Ascomycota, Eurotiomycetes, Eurotiales, Aspergillaceae. Bases 1 to 1542 code for a protein of 513 amino acids. The transcript has 4 exons. Gene Ontology annotation, molecular function: carbohydrate:proton symporter activity. Gene Ontology annotation, biological process: transmembrane transport; carbohydrate transport.
AUGAAAAACCAAGAUAUCGUUGGUGAGGCACUGGCUUCAGUCCUGCCUCAAUAUGAUCGUCCUUGGUUCAGAGUACCGCACCUCUUAGAACUCAAUCUCAUUCUCAUCAUUCCCUUGCUGUCGUCAGCUGUGGCUGGAUAUGAUGGAUCCCUCAUGAAUGGCCUCCAAUCUAUUUCCGAAUGGAAGCAGUAUUUCGGUAACCCAUCGGGCUCAAUACUCGGUGUCGUCAAUGCAGCGCAGUCUAUUGGAAGUGUGAUCUCGUUGCCCUUUGUUGGAAUCUUGUCCGAUCGUAUUGGAAGACGCUUGACGCUGUUGUCGGGUGCCAUCGUGAUUGUCUUUGCGUCAAUUAUUCAGGCUGCAUCGGUGCAGUAUGGAAUGUUUGUAUUCUCUCGUGUCUUGGUUGGCAUUGGCUCCAUGCUAGUCGUGCAGCCCUCUCCGAUGCUCAUUACAGAGCUAGCAUACCCGACUCAUCGAGGCAAGUAUACCAGUGCUUUCUGGACUAUGUACUAUCUUGGUGCCAUAUUAGCUUCGUGGACAGCUUAUGGUACCCAAAAGCAUAUGGCAUCUUCAGACUGGAGCUGGAGGGUCCCCUCGAUCAUUCAAGCUGGAUUUCCCAUUGUUCAAAUCUUGCUCUGGUGGUUGGUCCCAGAGUCGCCUCGCUGGCUAAUUGCAAAUGGAAAGAGAGAAGAGGCCGAGGGACUACUUGCUCGUUUUCAUACAGCCGGAGAUAUAACGCAUCCUUUGAUCCAAUUCGAGAUGGCUGAGAUCGUCCGUACCAUUGAAAUGGAAAGCCAGGCCGCGGAGACCAAAUGGUCGUCUCUAGUCAAGACUCCAGGUAAUCGAAAGCGCACUUUCAUUGCAGUUUGCGUGGGUGCCUUUGCGCAAUGGAACGGCGUUGCGGUUGUAUCUUACUACCUCACCCUCGUCCUCGACACUGUCGGAAUCAAAGACUCAGAUACUCAGACUCUCAUCAACGGCCUAUUGCAAAUAUUCAACUUCAUUGCAGCGGGAAGUGGUGCCCUUCUUGUCGAUCGACUUGGUCGUCGGACAUUGUUCUUAUGGUCGGCAGCAGGCAUGCUCCUUUCGUUCGUGAUCUGGACUGCAUGCUCUGCCGUGUUUGAUAGUACACAAGCCAACGCGCUAGGCUCGACGGUGAUCGCAUUUGUGUUCAUCUUUUACUUUCACUAUGACAUCGCUUAUACACCACUUCUCCUCGGUUAUCCGACCGAGAUCUUCCCCUUCUCCAUUCGCAGCAAAGGGCUGACUGUGGAAUUGCUGAGCGUCUAUAGUUCACUUAUUGUAUUAGCAUUUGUGAACCCGAUCGCACUUGAUAAUAUCGGGUGGCAUUACUACAUCUUCUUCUGCUGCUUUGAUGUUGUGGUGCUGGUUGUAACUUGGUUUGCAUUCCCGGAGACCAAGGGAUACUCCCUUGAAGAGAUCGCCGAGGUGUUUGAUGGUCCCUCGCCUGUGACCAGUGGAGCUAUAUUUGAUAAAGCAGUGAACUUUGAUGGGAAAGGAGAGCAUAUUGAGCAUGCUGCCUAG